Molecule: messenger RNA, 6984 nt
Organism: Aphanomyces invadans
Lineage: Eukaryota; Oomycota; Saprolegniomycetes; Saprolegniales; Verrucalvaceae
Exons: 26
Coding region: 1-6984 (2327 amino acids)
Cellular component (GO): cytoplasm
Molecular function (GO): ubiquitin-protein transferase activity; protein binding
Source: RefSeq, a predicted model, not a curated record
AUGCACACCCAAUUUGGCAUCUCGUACCACAACAAAUUGACCAAAGCUUUUGAGAACUUGUACAUUCGACUCGCUAAAAUGGUGGCUAGCCCCAGCAGCAGCCUGCUACUCAAGAAGCGCGCGCUAAAUAUGUGGUGUAUCAGCUUUCACGACGCGUCGCUGUUGAGAAAUUCGGCCAUUUUGCACACUCUAGGCGAACUCCUCCAACAUGAAGCGAACAUUCAACAAAUGUCGCACCGAGACAUGGCAACAGACGAUGCCAUUUCGUGCAGCGCGCACGGCGUGCCGCCGUCGUUGACGUUGCCGCCUCGAUUGCGACCUGUGGAAAAGUUGGUGCACAUGGCCACCGCAGGCUACAAUGUGCACCAGGCGUGUUGGCAUGUCUUUUCGUGGCUGUGCAAGCAAUUCAUGGCCAACGAUGACCAUCGUGCCGUCCUCAACGAAUUGCGCCCGUCCGCGUCGUCGAAAGCACUCGCAUGUGCGUCUCCUCGGAAGCGCCUUUCGUUGCCACCAAAGCUAAUUGUGUCCACUUUGGAAGAAAGCAUCGACCACAUGUACCUUGUGUUGCUGCAGGAAAUGACCAAGACCAAGGAUGCGCUGGUUGCCUGGAAUUCGCACGCCUCGCAGAUGGCUCCAUGCCUCCAGGCCAGCCAGGUUAUGCUCUUAGCGGACCCCCACGUCGUGUCAAGCGUCAGCACCAUGUUCAUGGCCACGUACAAGCAACGGGCUCCUGAACUUGGGUGGACUGUGUGCAUGUGGGUGCAUAUUGAAGAGUAUAGUAAUGUCCCACUCGUGCUCGUCGCAAACGGCGACGUCCCGCUCGUGCAGAUGACCAUCACCGUCGAAGAGCAUGGCCACGUCGGUUUUACUUGGAGCUCGACAGAUCGACUGUUGUCCAACCGAACACUCAAACGAGGAGGCUGGACCCAUGUCGCAUGCACCUUGUUCAAAAACAAAAUUGAGCUAUAUAUCGAUGGCGGAGUCGACGCGACUCGGUCAGGGCAAUACGACAUCGUGCUACACCCGACGUUCACUGUGGGGGGCCUUGUCGAUCCCCUCAAACCGGAGCACCAUUCGUCACACAUCUUGCUCGACGACAUGACUGUGCAUGAAGAACCCCUUGCAGCGAACGAGAUUUCGUCGCUCGCGGCGGCGGGGCCGCUCUUGUUUCGCAUCAAACAGCGACAAAUUUUGGAUCAAUACUGCACGUCGCUCUUGUCGCUGUUGACGUGGCUGGCCGUCGUGAAAGCACCAGCUAUGACGGACGAGAUCCAUCUGAUGCUCACUCUCUUACCGCUAUGUCCGCCUCCAGCGCACCCGCACAUGUUUCAACUCUUGUCUUGUGUCUUGCCAUCGAUUGCACCAACGCUCGAGAUCCCAUCGUUGUCCGAAACCCUUUUGGCAUUUUUGGUCAAGCAGUUUGGCAUUGCGUGGUUCAGUGCUCAGAACAACUUGUACGGCCCCCCGGAACUGUACCAGUUGCUCACAUCGCGCAAAGACAAUUGCAUCUCGAGCCUCGUUCGAGCAGGGCAUUUGAGCAAGGACGGGGUGGCAUCGUGGAUAGUUUCGGACUGUCCGAUCAAGGCAAAGUCAACAUCGAUCCUUCGAUCCAUGCGGGCGUCGUUACUGGAUUCGUUUGUGACGCUGUUCCGGUCGUUGCUAACGUCGUCGACGUGGGUCCCCGAGUUGCUGCAGCUCUUUUCAAUCGAAUCGCCAGAGAAAGUGCUCCUGUCCUGCCGAGCAGACAGCUCCCUUCUCUCGAACCGCGAACCUGUGGUCCAGGUGAUUUUGUCCAUUUAUGUCUUGGGAGGCUACAUGAAGACCACGCCACCACCUAUCAAGAUGGGCGAAUCCAUGAUGCAGCUUCUUGAGUGGGUGCUGCAGCAUCCAGCGAGUGUCGACGGACACGUUGGUUCCCUCGACGACAUGGACCAAGACGUUCAAAUCGCCACGUACAUGCACGUUCGGGUGAGCCUCUUGCGCCUUCUCACGGCACAAACCCCUACGCCAACGGUGGCAGGCGCGCUAUUGCAACUGCCGAUCGUUGUGACCGAGUUGCUCUCGACGGCAAUUCGACCAUUCAAAGCGUCGUUGGAAGGGGUAUUUGGCAACGAAUUCGACGUUGUGUCCAAGCUCGAUAAUGUCCGUGGACUCAUGGAUUGGAUCACGGACGAUUCAAACGAGUCCAUGUCGAAGAAGCGAGUGAUUCUAGACACGUUGGCGACGUCCCUCUUUGAACGACUGCCGUAUGUCAGAGGCGUCGAGGUUUCCCCGUGGUGGGUUUUGAGCGCGGCGCAGAAUUUGCACGUCCUCGGUGGCGACGUUGACAUCGACGAGUACCGGAUCAAAGGCAUUCAACACUUUCCCACGGUCAAGCUCAACGGCGUGUCCGUCACGGCGGGUUCGGGCAUGUGGUAUUAUGAAGUAGUGCUUCUCAGCGACGGCCUCAUGCAGAUUGGAUGGAUCGACUCUGCUUUUGAAUCGGAUGCGUUGCAAGGUCAAGGUGUCGGUGAUCACACUAACAGUUGGGCCUACGAUGGUACGAGGUUUCGUCGCAAGAAGUGGAACGUGGGAGCGAUGGACUAUGGCGAAAAGUGGCACAGCGGCGACAUCGUGGGGGUUUUGCUGGAUACCGAUCGGUGUGAGAUGCAAUACUUCUUGAAUGGCCGGCCCCUUGGCGUUGCCUUUGAAGGCUUGCGACUCAACCAUCCAAUCUACCCCGCCAUGUCGCUCAAUGUCGACCAGAGCGCGCAAUUUCAUUUCACGUCGAGUCAAUUUUUAUACCUACCGUCGAUGGAAAAGAUUCAACCAGUGUCCAGUGCGAUUCUGGGCCACGUGUGCGAGCACAACACGACGGCGGCAACGAAAGCGACGACACCAAACGCAGGUCAAGAACAAGAUGCCCGUCGCACGGACCUCGUUGAGGGUUUAAUCGGACUGGGGUUUCCACCAGAAUGGGCUUUGCGCUGUGCGCGGGAAACUUCCAUGGAGCUCAGCGAAAGUGGAGCGAUCGCUUGGAUUAUGGAGCAAAUGGAGCACGAGUCACAGUCUGUGCGACCAGCACCCUUGCAUGGGAUCGACACAUCCACCCAUCACUUGCAACAACUCGACGGGUUUAUGGAUGUCAAGAAAUCGUCCGUGAUGCUUGAAGCGCCACCGCUGAUUGUCCAAGUCGACCAAGUGGAGUCGACGACCAACCCGUUCUUGACAACGGACGAGUUUUGUGAGGACGUCUACCAUGCCGAGCCGUUUGCGCCUCGCGCUCAACCACCGCCAACAAGCCCCGAGGUGAAAGCCACGGAUAAGAGCACCACGUUUGUCGUCGACCUCGCCGAAACGUGCCCUGACGAAGAAAUCCUUCCGUUGUACUUGGUCGCCGAGUCGGCACGGAGCAUGUGGUGUGCCCGCGACAGCGUGAAUCACUUGAUUUCUUAUGCACAAUACUUGCCUUCGCCUGGAUUCCCCGAAGCUUUUCUACUCGAAUUUGUCCAAAGUGUCGUUGGCCGACACGAUGACACCCCCAUGCGACUCGAUACUUUCAUGCGGAUCUUUCACGUCAUGUGCACCAAAAACCCUGCGUUUCUGUCGACAUUGAUUGCCGACAUGGUUCGCCAUUUUCAAGCCGCGUGCGCCAAGGAGCACUGGUACACGUCGUUCCGCCCAGGGGGCCGCGUUCCCAAGUCCAGUGUCAAUUUGGAGUGGAGUUCGUGGCUGGCGCGCGUUUUGUUUACGUUGGCCAGACAAAACGACGAGGCAAAAUUGAGGAUCGUCGGGUCAAGUGUGUGGCCUACCCUGAUGAAGGCAGCCACUUCUUGCAAUGCCACGCUUCGCCACCGUGCAGUUCUCGUCAUGACAGCGUACUUGCAGAUGGAUGUUGGCGCCACGUCGGCGGGGCUGCCGUCAAUUCGGGUAGAUUAUCUCGUCGACUGGCUCGCGGCCAAAGUCCGCAAAGAAAAACCCACUCGCGCCGUGUACACUGAUUAUACCCAGAGCGUGUUCCAGUUGGCCGUGACGCUGGAUGCUAUGUUGGACGGAGUCACCGAUACGCCACCGGCAACGGAAUCACGGUCAUCGCCGCCGUUGUCCGACUUGUUUAUUGAGCACAUUGGCACGACAAGCGUCACGAUCGCGCGCUCUUCGGCACUGGAGAACGUCAGUCACUUCCAACUGGCGACGCAAACCGUGGUCAACGGUCGCGUCGCGCUGUCGCCCUUUGCUGAUGUGGCGGAGGCUCAAUUUCAGCCGAGCCCAGCGUCGUUCACGUUCAUGAACCUUCAACCCGACACAACGUACAGCCUUCGCGCGGUCCUUCCCCCUGAUGAAUACACAGUCGCCGUCGACUUUGACACGGCGUGCGAAUCGCUGUUGGAACUCGACCCGUCCUCGAUGGGCGCCAACCUCGAGCUCUUGAACUACAACAUGUCUGUCCGCAACCGCGUCAACAAAAAGUGGCACGCUGUUCGAGCAAGUGUGUCAUACACGUCGGGCGUGCACACUUGGGACGUUCGCAUCGACAAAUGCGUGUCCAAGAACAUCUUUGUCGGUAUUUGCACGGCCGAUGCAUCCAUGGAGAACUACGUCGGCAGCGAUGCGUGGGGGUGGGGCUUCCUCGCAAACAAGGCCGUGUGGCACAACAAGAGCAAGCUCCAAACGUACGGUGACAUUUUCAAGCAAGGGGAUGUCGUAACGGUGACGCUGAAUUUGGACCGCGGCACACUCAGCUUUGCGCGCAACGGCGAUUCGUUCGGCGUCGGGGUCGAACACUUACCGAGCCAUGAGGCAGCGUACUAUCCAGCGAUUUCCAUGUACAACAAAGACGACCAGGUCACAUUCUUGCCCCACGAAGCUGCCAUGGCGUCCAAGGCAGCCAAGUCCGGGGUGGCGUCUGUGAUGCGAAUGGUGCGGGACGUGCAGCGACUGCACGCGUUGUGGGACGAUUCGUCGCAACCACCAUUGCAUGACAACGAUGUCUACUCGGCGUGGGUUCAAUGGACUCUGGGGCAGCUGGUGUACGUCACGGGAGCUCAAGGGGAGAUUCUAGCGGUCGAUGUUUCGGACAAAGCAUGCGCCCCCUUUGGCCUGAGCCCCGGGGAUGUUGUGUUUACGACCAAAGGCAUGUGCACUAUCUUGGGGGUGGCACACCACCAGAUGUGGUACUACCUGGAAUCGCAUUCGCCGCCAACGGGUCCCGCGGGACAAGUUCUCGCAGGCUGGAACGUUCAAGUUUGCAGGGAUAUGCUGUCGCGACCGAACGAGUUCCCUAUCACAAGACAACACCACGAGCAUCAGCACAGCGCCUGGUCAUUGUGUGAAGUAACUUUUGACGAGUUUGCCGCCCGUCAAGGCGGUUGGACCCCUGCAUUGGAUGAAGCAUUCGUGGGCCACCUCCAACUCUUGGCGUAUGGCAUGAGUGUCGAGUCCAUCCUCCACUUGGCUCCCAAGGACAUCCUCAACGCCUUCGCCAACGAACCCGGCAACCCCGAAAAGGUUCCUGGCAAGUCGACCCUCGACUGCCUCUGUCGCGUCGGCAUUAUUCAUGCUUCGAACCGAAUGAUGCAACACGUGCUGCCGGUCCUAGUGUCAUCGUCUGGAUUGCAUUUGGUGCCGCGAGCGCGCCAUAGCUGCGUUGUUGGGACAAAGUUUGUUCGGGACUUGAUCAAGAAGAGUGCUACCUUGACCAUGCCCAGUGCGACGGAUGAUCUGGACGAAGAUCCCAUGGACCUUGCCAAAUUCAAACUGACCUUGCCAGUGACACCGUGUGUACCAUACUGGGAAUCGCGAAGCGCUUCGGCUGGAGUUUCCAACACAUCGACUGCUGCGUCGGCUGAAAGCCGCCUCGCGAGUAUUGCCGGACAACUUGCCGCGUUUUUCGGCCACGUGGACGAAAGGGACCUUCGUCGACAGUUCAUGGCGCCACCCGCGAGCGUGUACACAACGUCUGUCCAGCCGCGUGCAUUUCGAGUUGUGUGCGACGACUUGCCCGACCCGAAUUCGGCGUAUCUGCAUGUAUUUCGAGAGUGCGCGCGGGAAGUGCAGUCGCGUACGGUCGCCCUCUUUGUUCCAGUGGCAUCCUCCCACGAUGCAUUGCCUUCCACCAUGGUCAACCUCGACGAAAACGACAUGGCGCAGUUUGAGUGCGUCGGGAAGGUCAUCGGCAUGGCCUGGCGAUGUGACGUCCCGAUGCCAUGGUUAUUUGUCCCGCUUGUGUGGAAAUUCCUGGCAGGAGAACCGUUGACGUUGGCGGAUUGGCACGGCAUCGCGUCCCCAUCCCCACCCUCUGCCAUUCCAAACGACGUGAGCGCAGUCGUCACCGGCUUAGCCAUGGCCACGUGGACACCAGACGAGUUUGAAGUCCAUAAAAUUCCCAUGUUUGGGGCUCGAGAUGAAGCAGACUAUGUCAGACCCGACACGCGGGGCGCCUACGUGGACGCGCUGCUUGCGUCGUUGCUGGCACCGUACCAACCUGCAUUGAAUGCUCUCCGUCGAGGCAUCACAACGAUCGUGCCAGCGUCGUGCCUUGGUCUGUUGUCUGCCGCCCAGUUGCAGCGGCUGUUGACGUCGCCCGCCGUGGACUUGGUUUACUUGGAGGCACAGGCAACGUAUAGCGGGGACGCCGCGACGUGUCCCGACGUAGCCGCUAGUCUGUGGAAGAUUGUACAUGGCUUCGGCUUGGACGAUCAGCGACACUUUUGCCGAUUUCUCCUAGGUCAUGACGGAUGGCAUGCGUCGAGAGUAAGCCUCGACAUCCGACCGUGCCCGUCGAUUCCACAGCAGCACGGGUGCUCUGAGGACCAGGCAACGUCGUCGUAUGGGUAUCCCUACGUCGAACGGACAACAGAGUCCGAGGCCAGCAAUGUCUCUGCCGAUCCCAUGACAUUCGUGCGGCUGUACGUGCCCGCAUACUCCUCCGUGGAACUGCUGCAAAAGAAACUGCACUUGGCCAUGACCCACACCGACCAGCCGCUCCAUCAAUCGUCCGUGUAG